This is a messenger RNA of Eruca vesicaria subsp. sativa (arugula), 1743 nucleotides long. The record is from the annotation of a GenBank genome assembly. NCBI's taxonomy places the organism in Eukaryota, Viridiplantae, Streptophyta, Magnoliopsida, Brassicales, Brassicaceae.
GAAACAAAGAACGCCGAAAUUACGCGUUCUUCUGGGUUUUUUAUUUUUAUAUUUUCAACUUUUUUUUCUAUAUAACUAAAUCACCCAGAAACGUAAUUUCGUCUGAGUUUCAAAUUCCAAUCCCCAAUAAUAUUUCUUUCCAUAAUAAAAAGAUUCUUGUGGAUAAUCUUUUCUCUCUAAAGAAUCUCAUACCCUCACAACUUUUUAUCUUUUUUUAUCUACAUUUCAUUUUCCCUAUGGCGAUCAAGAAGAUGAAUAGUUUGAUUCCGAGCUGUUCUUCACCAGAGGAUCUCAAACGCGUCUUGCAGACGCUAGGUUCGUCCUGGGGAGACGUAGUCGACGAUCUCGAGAGACUUGAGGUUGUUCCGUUGAAAGGAGCCAUGACUAACGAGGUUUACCAGAUUAACUGGCCUACCUUAAACGGCCAAGACGCUCUUCACCGCAAAGUUCUUGUUCGGAUCUAUGGAGACGGCGUUGACCUUUUCUUUAACAGAGACGACGAGAUCAAAACCUUUGAGUGUAUGUCUCAUCAUGGUUAUGGUCCUAAGCUGCUUGGCCGUUUCUCCGAUGGGCGUCUCGAAGAGUUCAUCCACGCAAGGACUCUUUCUGCAGGUGAUCUUCGUAUAACGGAAACAUCUGACUUCAUCGCUGCGAAGCUAAGAGAGUUUCACAAGCUUGAUAUGCCUGGUCCAAAGAACGUACUCUUGUGGGAAAGGCUCAGGACUUGGGUUAAGGAAGCUAAGAAGUUGUGUUCACCAAAAGAGAUUGAUGAGUUUCGUUUGGAAGAGAUGGAAGAUGAGAUCAACUUGUUGGAAGAGAGGUUGACUAGGGAUGAUCAAGCGAUUGGUUUCUGUCACAAUGAUCUUCAGUAUGGUAACGUCAUGAUUGAUGAGGAAACCAACGCUAUUACCAUCAUAGACUAUGAGUAUUCGAGUUUCAACCCAAUUGCUUAUGACAUUGCGAACCACUUCUGUGAAAUGGCUGCUAAUUAUCAUUCAGACACUCCUCAUGUUCUGGACUACACUCUAUAUCCAGGAGAAGAAGAACGGAGGAGGUUCAUUAGCACAUACCUUGGCUCUACAGAUGCAACAAGCGAGGAAGAAGUGGAGAGACUAAUGACUGAUGCAGAGAGAUACACUUUGGCAAAUCAUAUCUUUUGGGGCUUAUGGGGAAUCAUCUCGGGGCAUGUGAACAAGAUUGAGUUUGAUUACAAGGAAUAUGCAAGGCAGAGAUUUGAACAGUACUGGCUCAGAAAGCAACUACUCCUAGAUUGACCUUAAAGGAUGAAGAAGAUUCAGAUUGAAGCAAAUUUGUAUCUCUAAAAGUUUAUACAAUUAGAUAAAAGUAAAGGAGACUUUUAGGUGACUAUUAUGCUAUUGUUACUUUUACCAAUUGCUCUGUUUUCUUCCAUUUUAUAUAGAGGUGUGUAAACUAUAGAGGUGUGUAAACUUUCAAAGCAAUGGACAUUUGGCUUUUGUUUCAAAAUAAAUAACAUACAAAUAAAACAAGAAGCACCAGUGGUCUAGUGGUAGAAUAGUACCCUGCCACGGUACAGACCCGGGUUCGAUUCCCGGCUGGUGCACAAAUUUUUGGCUCGGUUACUGUUAUUUUCAUCUUCCCCUAAACAGAAAUAAAAUGGACUAAGCGGAAACAAAAAGUAGUAGCUGGCCUUAUUCCUCUUUGUAAAUCACCUUUUACAACUUAAAAUUUUUACUGCACUUUUAAUUACACUUUGAAAACAUA